Aedes aegypti (yellow fever mosquito) is the source of this 3615-nucleotide messenger RNA. RefSeq lists its product as uncharacterized. The record is from RefSeq and is a predicted model, not a curated record. Lineage: Eukaryota; Metazoa; Arthropoda; Insecta; Diptera; Culicidae. The coding region runs from base 186 to 1007 and encodes 273 amino acids. The transcript has 3 exons.
UCGUGAAAAAUCGGCGUAAAAAUAACUUCAUCGCAUUCCACUGCUGGAGCGCAAAGUUGAACGUUGUUUCAAAGGCAGGCGACCGUGUUUUUCCGAAGAGGUGUAAAGCAUUCUGUUGGGCGAAUUGGUGAAGUGGCAAAGUUCAUAUCGCUUCAAGCUGGCCAACGAUUGCCUCCCGAAUCGGUAUGCUGUGCCGUAGGAUGCGUUUAACCGAGCGCCAUCUUCAGCCUCCACGCGAACCCAACGAGGGCCCAGUCAUUCGUCCUUGCACUGCACGCAAAUUGGAGGGGAGCGACAGAGAAUCUCCACUUUUCUCGGCCGGACAUCAUGGGAGAAAAUCAUGUGAAAUCUCCAAGACACCACUGAUGAUUGUCAAUCUGAAUAUUCCACCCGGGACGCAAACGUUGGCACCGAGGAGCGUGAAAAGUCCUCGCAAAUUACCACCCUUUUGCGUGCAGCACCAACAUCUGGCGAGAGCUUAUGGCACCAAUCAAUCUCAUUCCGCCCCUGAAGAAGCGCCGGCGUACCCUAACAGAACAAUUCCACAGAUCUUCAUACAGGGAUACGAGAUUCAAGAUAAAAAGACCUCGCCGCUGAAACAGCCAACAGACGACAACCAAGAUUGCGAGAUUCGUCCCAUCACCGAAAAUGAGGAAGACAGCUUCGCGACUAUUCUGCUGGAUAAUAUUUCGAAUAUUUCAUUGGAAAUGAUCAAUAGGCACCAACGCAAACUCAUGGGAACUACGAACUCUACGAAAACAGCUAGCAAAGCAUGCAACACGUCGGCAUGCGAUAUGUUUUUGAAUUUGGAUUCCUAUGAAAUGGAUGACUAUGGACAACUGCCAGAUAAGUCUGAAGACAAAACGGAAGACUCGCCUCCCAUUCCCCCUGGCUAUAGGUCGCUCUGUUACCGUACACCAAGCCCCAACACUCGGCAGAUUAUCCGAGUCAACGUCACCGUGAAUAGAGGACGCCAUGGUGAAGAAUGUUCGCGUUUCAAUCAUUAGUUGUUUUCUUGGGAAAUAUGUUAUUGUUAAAUAUGAAGGACUAAGUAUUAUGUUUUAAGUUUCUGGUUUUCUGAGUUUGAACCAAUGCCACAAUCAAAGCUUUUAUUGUAAAAAUGAUUGAUAUAGAAUGGAUCAUUUUCGUUUUAUUUGCAUAAGUGACUGCCUUACUAUCUUGAUUUUUUACUUGACUAUUAAUCGGUAAGAUCGAAUGAGUUUCAAUUUCCGGUAAAGGUCCAGUAUAAGAUCAAAAUACUAAUAAUUUAAUCAUCGUGCGUGUAAGAAUCUAUUAGCUUGAAUGAGAUUCGAACCCACGUCUCUUGUAUGCUAGACGAAUGGUCCAUCAAUCUGCCUAUUGAGUCAUUUGGUUACUUUAUAGCUCAGCACUUGUAACAAGUUCACUGAUUCAAUUAUCUAAGUUAUUCAUGAGUGCUUAAUUGUAUGGUUAAAACUUUUUGUCUACCAAACCUAUGUUGAGUCAAUAAGGUGGCUCAGUAACUUAGUUGGUAAAGCACGUGUCUAGCAUACAGGAAUCUAGAGCUCAAAUCCUUCAUGAGAACGUGAAAAAAGAUCAUAACUUCGCUUAUAAUUGAGAGACUCAUACGUUUUACCCUCCUGCGUCCAAAAGUUAACUACUAUAGAUAAAAACAUAUUUUUAUGAGCGGUGGAAUGCUAUGGAUUUUUUAAGACCCUGUUCAUUUUCGAAUUUGCAAAAUCAUAAAUCAUUUCAUAAAAUAAUUGGUGAACUUUACUAUUAUGAUUUGGCAGCAGUUUAAUCGAAAACUGAUAUGUUUAAUUUUUUGAACUGGUUUAUUUUAUUGGUUCACUUUUGAAUAGGUUAAUUUGUUAAUAUGGUAAAAUUUGUUGUUAUAAUUUGAUAAAAUUAUAAUCGUACACAAUUAUAUGUACCUUUAUGAAUCAAUUCACUUUUGAACCGAUGCAUUUUAUAGAAUUUUGCUCUGAACUGGUAAUCAUUUAUUUCUUAUUUCAGAAGAUUACCGGUAAAUUUUGCUGUUAGAAUUUGAAGACAGUUAAUACAUACAACUGUAAUAUGUAGCUUAUUGAAUCAACUCAUUUGACCGAUUCAGUUUUGAAUUAAAAAUAUCGGCAUAUAAGGGAAAAUAUCGGCAUAUAAAACAAAAAUAACGGCAUAUAAGGUAAAUUGUGAAGUUAGUGAUUCUAAUUCAGCUGAACGUAUUAAUAAUGAGAAUCGAAGUGUACUAUUCAAGGAUGGAAAAAAAUCGUCUCUUGCGACAAACAACACGGUAUACGGAUCUAAGAGGGCCGCCGCUCUUGCAGCAAGCAUGAUUUGAACACCUCACCACGCUCGUACUCUUCCGACAUAUGGAGCAUCCGAUGCAUUGUUUGUCGUGGGACAAAGAGUUUAUCGGAUGUUGUUACAAGUAGCGAUCAACUUGAAUCAUGGCGCAUUCGGGCCAUUACUUUUCACUAAACACAUGCCAUUUUAGAAUCACAAACAAUAUAUCUGAAGGGAAAUCAACAGAUAAAAAUGGAACUAUCCUCAGAAUGAUAAAACUAUGACUCGCGAACACUUAAUCGCUAGCAUACAUGCAGAACGAUGAAUUAAUCGCGGAGCGUAGUUUGUUGUGAUACCGUGAUGCAUCAAUACCCGGACGCUUAAAACGACAGGAGUUUUCAAACUCGUGUUUAAGUAGGUUUUGUUAGAAUUUUCUUGAAAAUUUAUUGUUCAACACAUUUUUACAAACCAGAACUUCAUGAAAGUGAUAAAAUUUCCAGGAUUAAACAUGAUUUUCACAAGAAAAUUGAUAAAAUAUUGGUGCUUACCUUGUCCUUAAAUCCGGACACUGGUUGCAUAAGAUGUUUUCAAAUCCGGACAUCCGUGUUAAAGCUUGAAAUAUUUAAAUAUUGCUUAUGAAAAUCAUUUCAAACUCACUUAAAUAUCACUCUACAAUCAAAUCGAUGUACGUAUUCCCCUCACGGUGUUGCAAAUAAUAGCAAGUAAGUGAUAAUAACUGGAUCAUGUAUAGCUCGAACUGAUGUAUAUGUGGCUUGAGUGUCAAUAACGAUAGACAUAUGCGAUAUAUCUUGCAUUAAAUCAAACCCUGAUUACUCACACCGCUUUUCAUGAAUUAUUUUUCAAAUCUUCUCUUAUUUUCCAUUAAAAAAUUCACUUUCACUUGUUAAAAUAACGCCUUCCAAAUCAUGUCCGGAUUUAGAAACACUGAAUCGUAAUCCCGGACAGGCUAUUUACACACCAUAAAACACAAAUUGCCAUAAUACUCUUCAACAGUGAAGCUAUCAAACAUUCAAAAAAGCUUUCUGUAAACUAUUAUGUUCACAACACUGCAUAAAAAAUGUUUCACAAACUUUUUCUUCAACAAAACGUUGUUGUCAUUUGGCUUGUGCGUCCAUAGAUUUUGAACUUGGCUUUAUAUAGACCGCGACGAAAUGACGUCCAACAGGAACAACUAGUUUAUUAUUAUUUUUAUCAAUUAUUUGGCAAUGGUUACUAGAUUUAAAAUAAAAGCACAAUGAUCUACAAUAUUAAAAGUAACGAAUAUGAGUAAUAUCCAUAUAUAUAAGUGUUGAAAUCUAGCUUUAAUUUAUUAAUAUUGUUAGAGUGUCCGGA